AUGGCGCUCAAUGCUGCCUCACACAACGCUGCCGGCGAGAAGACCGGCCCUGUCACCGCUGCGCCUCCUGCCAUCAGCGAUGAGAGCAAGAAGGAGCUCCUCGAGGCCGCUAAUGCGGACGGCACCGGCCAGUCUGCGCCCGGACAAGAAAACGAGAAGGGCGUAGAGAAGAAGGAGAAGACGGCCAAGGAGCUCGAGAAGGAGCGAAAGAAGGCCGAGAAGGAUGCCAAGUUCAAGGCAAAGAAGGCUGCAGCUGGCGCUGCGCCGGCGAAGGAGGGUGCCUCGAAGAAGGAAAAGAAGAAGGGCAAGGAGGAGCAACAACUGCCCGAAUUCAAGGAAGAGACACCCAAGGGCGAAAAGAAGCGUCUCAGGAGUCUUGACGACCCCUUCACAAAGGCUUACAUUCCCCAGGUCGUUGAAUCAGCGUGGUAUGACUGGUGGGAGAAGGAGGGCUUCUUCAAGCCCGAACUCCAGGCCGACGGCACCGUCAAGAGCGCUGGCAACUUCGUUAUCCCGAUUCCUCCUCCCAACGUUACUGGCAAGCUCCACUGCGGACACGCCCUCGCCACAUCGCUGCAAGACGUCUUGAUCAGAUGGCACCGCAUGCGCGGCUUCACCACACUCUACUUGCCUGGUUGCGAUCACGCAGGUAUUGCCACACAAAGCGUUGUUGAGAAGAUGCUGUGGAAGCGCGAGAAGAAGACCAGGUACGACCUCGGUCGCCAGAAGUUCCUCGAACGUACACACGAGUGGAAGGAGGAGUACCACACGCAUCUUGUGCACUCUCUGAAGCGCAUGGGUGGAUCUUUUGACUGGACACGCGAGGCGUUUACAAUGGACAGCAAUCUUUCUGCCGCCGUAACAGACAGUUUCGUCAAGCUCCAUGAGGAUGGCCUUAUCUACAGAUCGAACAGGCUCGUCAACUGGUGCACAAAACUCAACACAGCGCUGUCAGCACUUGAGGUCGACAACAAGGAUCUCGCAGGCAGAACGCUGCUUACCGUUCCUGGCUACGAGCGCAAGGUCGAAUUCGGUGUCUUGACUCAUUUCAAGUACCAGAUCGAGGGCAGUGACGAGACCGUCGAAGUCGCGACAACCCGUGUUGAGACUAUGCUUGGUGACUCCGGAAUUGCCGUUCACCCUAACGAUGCGCGCUACAAGGACAUUGUCGGCAAGAAGGCCAAGCACCCCUUCCUCGACCGUCUCCUGCCCAUCGUUGCUGACGAAUAUGUUGAUCCUGAGUUCGGUACUGGUGCCGUCAAGCUGACACCGGCACACGAUCCCAACGAUUUCAAUCUCGGAAAGAAGCACAACCUUGAGUUCAUCAACAUCCUCAACGAUGACGGCACACUAAACAAGAACUGUGGCGACUUUGCAGGUCAGAAGCGAUUCGAUGCGCGUUACACGGUUGUUGAGGCUCUGGAGAAGGCCGGUCUCUUUGUCAAGAAGGCCGAUAACCCAAUGAAGGUCCCCAUCUGCUCGAGGUCUGGAGACGUCAUCGAGCCAAUCAUGAAGCCCCAAUGGUGGAUGAAGAUGGACGAGAUGGCCAAGCCUGCGAUCGACGCUGUGCGCAACGGCGACAUCAAGAUUCGCCCUGCGAGCUCAGAGAAGACAUAUAUGCACUGGAUGAACAACAUCCAGGACUGGUGCUUGUCGCGCCAGCUCUGGUGGGGCCACCAGAUUCCUGCGUACUUUGUCAAUAUUGAGGGUGGCGAUGGCGACCGCACUAGCAACGAGCUUUGGGUCACUGGUCGCACAGAAGAGGAGGCCCAGAAGAAGGCUGCGGAGAAGUUCCAGGGCAAGAAAUUCACCCUCGAGCGUGAUGAGGACGUACUCGACACAUGGUACUCUUCUGGUCUCUGGCCGUUCAGCACGCUCGGCUGGCCCAAUGAGGACUCCGUCGACCUCAAGAACCUCUUCCCCACAUCUGUCCUCGAGACUGGUUGGGAUAUCCUGUUCUUCUGGGUUGCUCGCAUGAUCAUGAUGUCGCUCCGUCUGACAGGGAAGGUUCCCUUCAAGGAGGUAUAUUGCCAUUCCUUGAUCCGUGACUCUGAGGGCAGGAAGAUGUCCAAGUCUCUCGGAAACGUUAUCGAUCCUGUUGACAUCAUGGACGGUAUUACUCUUGAGAAGCUUCACGCACAACUGUUGGUUGGUAACUUGGAUCCUAAGGAACUGAAGACCGCCGAGAAGUACCAGAAGACCUCCUUCCCUCAGGGUAUUCCAGAAUGCGGUGCUGACGCUCUGCGUAUGGCUCUUGUUGGCUACACAACUGGCGGUGGCGAUAUCUCUUUCGAUGUCUCCGUCAUCCACGGCUACAGGCGAUUCUGUAACAAGAUCUACCAGGCUACCAAGUAUGUUCUUGGUCGUGUUGGUGACCUUCAGCCCCGUGCGCAGGUUGAGAAGGGUGGCGAUGAAUCGCUUCCUGAGCGCUGGAUACUGCACAAGCUCACCACUUCCUCCAAGAAGAUCAAUGCUCAUCUCGAGGCACGCGAGUUUUCGCUUGCCACACAGGUUGCCUAUAGGUAUUUCUAUGAGUUCUUAUGCGAUACCUACAUCGAGAAUAGCAAGGCAAUCUUCGACCACGGCAGCGAGGCCGAGAAGGAGAGCGCCAAGCAGACCCUUUACACAGCCAUUGAGGGUGGUCUGACCAUGAUCCACCCCUUCAUGCCCUUCCUCACAGAGGAGCUGUGGCAGCGUCUGCCCCGCAGGCAAGGUGACAAGACUCCCUCCAUCACUGUCGCCUCCUUCCCGCAAUACAACGAGACCUUCGACGACGAGGCCGCCGAUGCCGAAUACGAGCUCCUCGUUGAUGUUUCCGGAGCUCUGCGCUCCCUUACUGCCGAGUAUGGGUUCAAGGAGGAUGGCAAGACCUACGUUCAGCCUCUCAGUGAUGGUGCACGCAAGACGCUUGAGGCCUCCACAUCCCUGCCUUCCAUCCGCUCAUUGGUUGGAAAGACCGUCGCCGAGAUCACGAUCCUCGGUCCGUCAGACCCCCUUCCCACCGGCUGCGCAGUCUACACUAUUGGCUCCUCCGCGACAGCAUUCCUCGAUGUCAAGGGCCGUAUCGAGGUCGACAAGGAGAUCACGAAGGCGCAAGACAGACUCAAGAAGGCAAACGAGACGGUCGAGAAGCAGAAGAAGAUCAUGGAUGCCGACUGGGAGGAGAAGGUCUCUGAUGCUGUCAAGGAGCAGGAGAAGGAGAAGCUGAGGGCGGCGGAGAUCGAGGGCAGGAACUGGCAGGCUAGCAUUGAGCAGUUCGAGAAGCUUAAGCUGUCUGAGUAA
Messenger RNA from Boeremia exigua, 3282 nucleotides. Its product is annotated as valyl-tRNA synthetase-like protein. Gene Ontology annotation, cellular component: cytosol. The transcript has 3 exons. Gene Ontology annotation, biological process: valyl-tRNA aminoacylation. Gene Ontology annotation, molecular function: aminoacyl-tRNA deacylase activity; valine-tRNA ligase activity; ATP binding. NCBI's taxonomy places the organism in Eukaryota, Fungi, Ascomycota, Dothideomycetes, Pleosporales, Didymellaceae. The coding region runs from base 1 to 3282 and encodes 1093 amino acids. The record is from RefSeq and is a predicted model, not a curated record.